Messenger RNA from Cadophora gregata, 879 nucleotides. RefSeq lists its product as uncharacterized. Lineage: Eukaryota; Fungi; Ascomycota; Leotiomycetes; Helotiales; Ploettnerulaceae. The coding region runs from base 1 to 879 and encodes 292 amino acids. The record is from RefSeq and is a predicted model, not a curated record. Gene Ontology annotation, molecular function: oxidoreductase activity. The transcript is spliced from 3 exons.
AUGUCUCAAUCAAACAGGGCUUUCCACCUGAGCUCGGUGUUCAAUGUCAAAGGCAGAGUUGCCCUUACAACUGGUGGAGGUAGUGGCAUUGGAUUGAUGGCCACACAAGCUUUGGCUGUCAAUGGAGCGAAAGUUUACAUCGUUGGCCGCACCGAGGAAAAGCUGGAGAAUGUCGUUAAGAGCCACGGCCAAGGCAUCGAAGGAGAAAUCAUUCCCAUCACAGCAGACGUCACCUCCAAACCUGAGAUCGCCAAGCUAGUCAAGGAAAUCCAGUCCCGUGAGGAGCACCUUGAUAUCCUGAUAAAUAAUGCUGGCAUUGCAGGCAACACCCAACAAACGGAAGCCAAGACCGCCGAGGAGAUGAAGAAGAACUUAUUCGAUGAUGAGAGCUCUACAUUUGAGGACUGGGUCAACACAUACCGUACCAACGUCCCUCAACUCUUCUUCAUGACCGUUGCGUUCCUUCCUCUCCUGCAAAACGCUACAGAGGCUCAACACGGCUACAGCAGUACCGUGAUCAAUAUCUCUUCCAUCUCAGGUAUCGUGCAAUCCUCUCAACACCACUUCAGCUACAAUGCCAGCAAGGCAGCAGCUAUUCACCUUACCAAGCUUUUGGCAUCAGAGAUCGCAGAGAACGGACUGAAGACCAGGGUCAAUAGCAUUGCGCCUGGUGUCUUUCCAAGCGAAAUGACCGCUGGAGAGAGUGGUCCUGAUCAAAAGAGUCACAUUGAGAAGGAGAAAUACGAAAAAGUGCCUGCUCAUAGACCAGGUAAAGAUGAAGAUAUGGCAGGGGCUGUGCUGUUUGUUGCCACGAACCAGUAUCUGAAUGGCCAGACUGUUGCGGUCGAUGGUGGAUAUAUAUUGCAUGCUGGAGCUUGA